This is a messenger RNA of Anolis carolinensis (green anole), 6339 nucleotides long. RefSeq names its product G-protein coupled receptor 12. Bases 206 to 1432 code for a protein of 408 amino acids. Gene Ontology annotation, cellular component: plasma membrane; cytoplasm. The transcript is spliced from 2 exons. Gene Ontology annotation, molecular function: G protein-coupled receptor activity. Gene Ontology annotation, biological process: regulation of metabolic process; adenylate cyclase-activating G protein-coupled receptor signaling pathway. The record is from RefSeq and is a predicted model, not a curated record. Lineage: Eukaryota; Metazoa; Chordata; Lepidosauria; Squamata; Anolidae.
UUGUGUGAAUGAGAGAAAGAAAGGCUCUUGACGUCACGGAGGAGCCGAGCCAACGGGCGCCUCUGGCCGGGCUCGCCUUGAUUACUAUCCUCCUCCUCCUCCUGCUUCUUCUUUUUGGGGCUCCAUUGACUGCUCUGGGCCAUGGAGGAGGGAGCCUAAGGGAAAGAACAGACCCACAGCAGACGCCUUCCUCCGGCACCAGGCCAUGCUCCAAGCCAACCCUGUUGCCAUGGAAGAGCAGCUGCGGGAGCAACAGCACCACCUCCUGGUCCUGCUCAACGCCGCCUCUUCGCGGCCCUUCUCCACGCUCUGGCCUCCUGGCAACACUUCAGCUGCCGCCACCGGGAGCCCCUCGGACCUCUCUCCAGCCACCGCCGCCACUGCCGCAGCCACGGUGGGGAGUGAGGAUGGGGCGGGCAGUGGUGGGGGCAGCGGGGGCGGUGGGAGCGGCAUGGGCAGUGGAGGAGGCAGCGGAGCGGGUAGCGGAGCAGGAGGCAGCGGCGGAGAUGUGUCUGCGGUGGCUGUGGCUGUCAAUCCGUGGGACGUGGCCCUGUGCGCUACAGGGACGGCGGUGGCAUGUGAGAAUGCGCUGGUCCUGGCCGUACUCUUCUACUCGCCCAACCUGCGGGCACCCAUGUUCCUCCUCAUCGGCAGCCUGGCCUUGGCCGACUUGCUGGCCGGCGUGGGCUUGGUGGUCAACUUCAGCGUCCAGUACCUACUCCAGCCGUCCAGUCAGGCAGCCACUUUGGGAGCGGCUGCCUUGCUGCUGACGGCCUUCUCGGCCUCGGCGGGGAGCCUGCUGGCCAUCACCGUGGACCGCUACCUGUCGCUUUACAACGCGCUGACCUACCACUCGGAGCGCACGAGGGCCUUCACGGCCACCUGCCUGCUCUGCCUGUGGCUGCUCUGCCUGGCGCUGGGCCUGCUCCCGCUCCUGGGCUGGAACUGCUUCCGCCACCCCACGUGCAGCGUCCUGCGGCCGGUCACCAAGGACAACGCUGCGCUCCUGGCCGCGGCCUUCCUCCUGCUCUUCGCCCUCAUGCUCCAGCUCUACUCCCGCAUCUGCAAGGUGGCCUGCCGCCACGCCCAGCAGAUCGCCGUCCAGCACCAGUUCACCUCCGCCUCCGCCUCCUCCUGCCCCGGCGCCCCGGCCUCGCCCUCCGGCCGUAAGGGAGUGACCACUCUCUCCUUGGUGCUGGGCACCUUCGCGCUCUGCUGGAUGCCCUUGGCCAUCUACGCCCUGGUCGCCGAUGCCACUUACCCACCCGUCUACACCUACGCGCUGGCCCUCCCGGCGGCCUGCAACUCCCUCCUCAACCCGGUCAUCUACGCCUUCCGCAACGCCGACAUCCAGAAGUCCCUCUGGCUGGCCUGCUGCGGAUGCAUCCCGGCCAGGUUCUCCUCCCGGCCUCGGACAUCCAGCGACGUGUGAAGAGGCGGCAGAGGCGGCGUAAAGAUGUGCGGGCCGUGCGUGGAUUGCGGAGGUCGAGUCGUCCUCUUCCUCCUCGGUGCAGGAGGAGGAUGAGGAGGAAGUAUCAAAGAGAGGGUAAAUUUGGGAGAAAGAAAGGCUGGGACCUUCCUUGCAGAAGAACCAGGAGUUCGUGGCAGCACGACACCUCGUCAAAUGAGGGUUAUUUUCUCACAUGGGAUGAAUUUAUUUUGCUAGGUUGUUUCACUUUGGCAUCUUGGCAUGGUGUCGGAUGUGACCAAAACAUAUCCACCCACAGCCUGAUUUUGACUCUCACAUUGCAUGGUUAUAACCCUUGGAUCCCACUUGUUGUUGUCGUUAGUCCAUCCGGGGUCCAAAUACAUUAGAGUCUCACUUAUCCAAGCUAAACGGGCCGGCAGAAUCUUGGAUAAGCGAUUAAGGAAAAGCCUAUUAAACAUCAAAUUGGGUUAAGAUUUUACAAAUUAAGCACCAAACCAUCAUGUUAUACAACAAAUUUGACAGAAAAAGCAGUUCAAUCCACAGUAAUGUUAUGUUGUAAUUACUGUAUUUACGAUUUUAGCACCAAAAUAUUGAAAACAUUGACUACAAAAAUGGCUUGGAUAAUCCAGAAACUUGGAUAAGUGAGGCUUGGAUAAGUGAGACUCUACUGUACCAGGAUUCUGCAAGAGUCAUCCUUGGCGGUUCAAGUGGGAUCAAAGCUCUGUAGCUGCAUGGUAUGGAAGAGAUUGUGUGAGUUCCCAAAAGGCUGGUCCUUGGAAGGAAUGCUGAAGGUAGAGUCCCAGAUCCCAGCAUGCUUGCACUAGGGAAGAAUUGCGUCCUUUGUGGUGACUGUUGGCUCUCACAUCAAUGAAACCAUCAAGCAGCACCACCUGAUCCCUGCGGAGUCAUGGCCUGCUGCCAACCAGGGCUGGUGGCCAGCCUCAGUUCAAGUUCUUCUGAAAUGCUUUUCAGAAGCAUUGGGCGGAGUAUCAUACCUGCCAAGUCAACCUGCCCCCUCCUUGACCAUGUUUCGCUUGAGGGCCGUUUUCAAAAGCCAAGCUUUGAUUCCUCCUGUUUACUUGAGUUGUCCUUUGGCCUUCGAGGGGAGGGUCCCAGCAAAAGUGCGGAGGGGAGAGUGUUGCAAUUUGGUUUUGUCUUGUACGAGGAUUAUCCAGAAAAUAGAUUAUGUUUUGGAAUUAAAAAUGAACAAAGUAUAAGAGAAAACGUUUACCAUAUGCAGUUGAAAGCCAGACCCAAAUACCACUUCUCAACAUAGUCGCCAUUCAAAUCUAGGCACUUAUCAUAGUGAGGAAUGAGCUUGGCAACUCCUUCCCAACAAAACUCUGCCACUUGCGUUCUCAAAAAGUAUAGGACAAAACAUUUACCAUAUGCAGUUGAAAGCCACACAUGGCAGUGUAGACUCAAGGCCCUUCCACACAGCUAUAUAACCCAUUUAUAAUGGACAUAAUGUCAGGGGAAAACUUUGACCCUUUACCUUAACUACCACCAAUUCCUCAAUACUUUAUUUCCCAGACCAACAUACUUCGCCACAGCAACGCGUGGCCGGGCACAGCUAGUAUAUAUAUAAAAGGGUAAUGAAAUUUCGGCCUAGGACAAAACAACAAAACUACACAUCCCAGAAACACUAAAAUUGGCAGCACAACCCCUCAUCCAUGCCUCUAAGUUAAUAAUAAUAAUAAUAAUAAUAAUAAUAAUAAUAAUAAUAAUAAUAAUAAUAAUAACUUUAUUCUUAUACCCCGCCCCAUCUCCCCAAAGGGACUCGGGGUGGCUUACAUGGGGCCAUGCCCAAACACAACAAUAUAAUAACAACAGCAAGACAAUAAAACAAAUGUCUCAACAAUAAAACAUCAGCAUCAAUAAAACAGUCAUAAAAGGUCCAUACAAAAUAAAAUGUUAAAAACAGGAGACGAAUACAUGGAUCUGGGCCAAAGUGCAGAAUAUUUCAGAGUCGGGGAGAGGUACGUUCAUACAACAAAAAGCUCUAGCUACUCCAGAAAACGGCCAGGCUUUGAGACUGCAAGGCUAUUCACUGCUAUUCCAUCUGGCCAACAAAGGAUUCCCAUAAGACACAGCAACGCGUGGCCGGGCAAAGCUAGUAAGAUAUAUAGUUGUGUCAUGUCUGUAUCUGCACACACAGGUGUGUUUUCUGACACCCUGCCUCAGAGGCUAAGACGUGUCACCUUAUGGUGAUGGAGUUAUGACACUAACAUAACACAAAACCAUGCUGCAUAGUACAUUGUGAUGUUGUGCCUUGGCAGAACAUUGUGCGUCAGGGCUCCUUGAGCCACGGGCUCUGCAUGCGCAGUGGUCCCGGUGGAGAAGCAACAUCUCUUGUCCUUCGAAAACAAGCGCUGCACGGUGAUGCAGUGCACCUUGCGCUGUUACAAGUGCAGGGAUUUGCCAUUUCACAGCACCGCAACCCAGGCUUUUCCUUCUCACAAGAAACUGCUGAGAACAAAGGCACACAGACGUGGUUGGCUUGCGUAGGCAUCAUCCCCCCGUGUGCACCAUUUGAAGCUUAAGAGCAACGCAUUACAUAACCUGCGCCUGCCCAUUUGUGGCGGCUUCCUCCUUAUGCAAGGGAUUUCCACAUCUCCUUGAAUUUCGGUCCAUUUUGUCUUCUUAUGCGCCAUGCUGUAUGUUAGCACUCUCUGUGUGUGUGUGUGUGUCUAUAUAUAUUAUUUGUAGCCCAAGGAAAUCUUGCCUCCUGUAAAGAGGGAAAAUGGAAAGGGAAUAGCAGCUAUAAUUUUGUGGGUGACAUGCACAGAUGUGCAAUGCAAUGGAGAGUGGCUUUUUUGAUGUGUCCACUGAGUUGUCUUUUGCAUCUGGAACCCUUGAAACAAUGCACCCAGAGCCUUUAUUGGAGCAACGUCUUGAAUAUAACCCAACCCAAAGUACAAAGUCACAAGCCAGCUUUUAAACCCCACAGAUCUCCCUGAGUCCCUUUGGGCAGAUAGGGCGGAAUACAAAUAAAGUUGUUAUUAUUAUUAUUAUUUUAUUAUGACACAGCAAACAAGAUAGAUAUGCUGGAUUUCGUAUCACAAAAUCACAAGUCGAACACUUCCCAAGUGUCUAGAACUGUGUGAUGUAUUUUCGGAUGAUGCGUGCAGAUCCCAGUAGGGUGGCCUUUUGCAGUUGGCAGAUCAUAAUUUUGUCAAUGCCUAUUGUUUCCAAAUGCCGGCUGAGAUCUUUUGGCACACCACCCAAUGUGCCGAUCACCUAUUAUUAUUAUUAUUAUUAUUAUUAUUAUUAUUAUUAUUAUUAUUAUUAUUUUAUUAUGACACAGCAAACAAGAUAGAAAUGCUGGAUUUCGUAUCACAAAAUCACAAUUUGAACACUUCCCAAGUGUCUAGGACUGUGUGAUGUAUUUUCGGAUGAUGCGCGCAGAUCCCAGUAGGGUGGCCUUUUGCAGAUGGCAGAUCGUAAUUUUGUCAAUCUCUAUUGUUUCCAAAUGCCAGCUGAGAUCUUUUGGCACAGCACCCAGUGUGCCCAUCACCACCAGGACCACCUGCACUGGUUUCUGCGAGAGUCUUUAAUAAUAAUAAUUAUUAUUAUUAUUAUUAUUUUAUUAUGUCACAGCAAACAAGAUAGACAUGCUGGAUUUCGUAUCACAAAAUCACAAUUUGAACACUUCCCAAGUGUCUAGGACUGUGAUGUAUUUUCGGAUGAUGUGCGCAGAUCCCAGUAGGGUGGCCUUUUGCAGAUGGCAGAUCGUAAUUUUGUCAAUGUCUAUUGUUUCCAAAUGCCGGCUGAGAUAUUAUUAUUAUUAUUGUUAUUAUUGUUAUUUUAUUAUGACACAGCAAACAAGAUAGAUAUGCUGGAUUUCGUAUCACAAAACCACAAGUCGAACACUUCCCAAGUGUCUAGGACUGUGUGAUGUAUUUUCGGAUGAUGCGUGCAGAUCCCAGUAGGGUGGCCUUUUGCAGUUGGCAGAUCGAUUAUUAUUAUUAUUAUUAUUAUUAUUAUUAUUAUUAUUAUUAUUAUUAUUAUUAUUAUUUUAUUAUGACACAGCAAACAAGAUAGAUAUGCUGGGUUUCGUAUCACAAAAUCACAAGUCAAACACUUCCCAAGUGUCUAGGACUGUGUGAUGUAUUUUUGGAUGAUGCGUGCAGAUCCCAGCAGGGUGGCCUUUUGCAGUUGGCAGAUUGUAUUAUUAUUAUUAUUAUUGUUAUUCGGGCAAAGCAGGGAAAGAAGGGAAGCAAUCCUUUCCAAAGGCAGACCUUUCCCGAUGUUGCUGGACUACAACUCACAGCUUCCUUCAACCAAGGAUGAUGGGGGUCGCAGUCCAACAAAUAUCGGCAUCUUCUUACUCUGUGUUUUGAACAAUUUGUGGUUUCUCCAUCGAGAGACAAUAAAGGGCAGUGAAAGCAAGGACUCUGAUCCGGGUUUCAGUCUGGACUUGCUAUGCAAACUUCUGAAGCAAAACUCAGCACCUUGGAGAGCUCUUGCAAAUGAUUAGCCAAAUGCCAAGUAGGAAGCCCAUUGUUUUGGCAUGUAAUUUCUCUGUUGUGAAUGCACAUUAUGAUCCUCCCAGGAGGCAAAAGGACACUUCCCGUCCCACUUUGGUCCAGCCAAGCCUCUGCCACGCACUUUAUGGACUUUUGGGGGAGAAGGGCCGAGGUGGGGAGCACAAACCCAAUGCUGUGAAUUGCACUGUUUCGCUCUGGUUGUAAAAUACUAUACAUUCAUCUGUGAAGAGUAUUUUAUUUUUCUUACUGUACAUAAGAUAUGUUUGCGAUUGGUCGAGAUGAGAUUUAGAUUUAUUUCCGAGAGAUUUAAAAGAACCAAACGGAGAUGUUCCAUUCUGGGGCGUUGGUUUCCCCCAGGUUUUGUGCCAAAAGUGUUGUUGCUUCUCUCCUUCUUGGAUAAAUGGUCACUGACGAAACGGC